Lytechinus pictus (painted urchin) is the source of this 1332-nucleotide messenger RNA. RefSeq lists its product as uncharacterized. Lineage: Eukaryota; Metazoa; Echinodermata; Echinoidea; Temnopleuroida; Toxopneustidae. The transcript has 5 exons. The record is from RefSeq and is a predicted model, not a curated record. The coding region runs from base 54 to 1001 and encodes 315 amino acids.
CUAAAGGACUAAUUGUAAUCGAUCAAAUCGACAAUGUCGUUCUACACAAGCAAAUGUCGCUUACGGUUGCAGAAGGGGAAAAUAGGACGCUAGUCUGCAAGACCAAUGGAUCAGUGAAACCACCAGUUAGUUUGGAAUGGGAUGUAUCAGAUCGAAUAAAUGUAUAUGAUGAUUUACAAGAGAAUGAGAAUGUUACCCAUGAUGGACGACUAAGUGUGACUUCGCGAACUAUCGUCUUUACACCAUUAUACAGCGGUAUUGAGGAGGUAGUGGUCAUGUGUAGGGUGGCGAAUGCAUCGUUUCAUCACAUAACAACAUCAAUCAUCCUAAGAAAUGAAGGAACAACUCCCCCAAAAUAUGUAGGAACAACUCCCCCAAUCAAACAUCUUGUGACAACUCCUGAAGAAAGUAAUCCAAGUCUGACAAGUGAUGGAGAAAUGCAAGACAACUGUGCUCUGCUUCAUAUAGUUAUAUACAUCUUGGGAGGGUCAUUAGGUGCAAUGAUUCUGGGCCUAGUUGCAGUAACAGUUUCGUACAAGUGCUUACAACAUAACACAGAUAGAGCAUGGGUCGCUGACAUGGCACAUGGAGUGUCAGUGACCGCAAUGCACCAGAAAUACUCGAACCACGAGCCUCUUUAUGUGAAUUCCACCAUGACCAAACCUGGUGUUGGUGGAGAUCCCGUUUUAUCCCGAAGUGAUGUAGUUCCAAAGCAACUCAUCCAGGAUGCUCACGAAUACAUGGAGAUGAAGCCAAUGUCUCACACAGGUGUUCCACCCAAUCAUCAAGCCAGUCCACCUGGUAACCCUUCUUCUUUACAUCCGACACAAUUAGCAUGGGCUUCAUCGCUGAAAGGGGGUUCAACUUCAGAUGCCAUACUUCAACAAAAGUUGGAUUCCUGUGACGGGGGAUACAUAUCCUGUUCAGGCCCUAGAACAUUUCUUCCCCAGCAAGGAAUUGCGUUAGAAAGUCCUGAUUCGGUGAUCACCACAUAUUUAUGAUUUACUUCCAUAUGAUUGGUCAGGGUAAUUGUAAUAGUUACCAUUAUUUUAUAAAAAUAUCUUUUAGGGAAGCUGUGAUCAUAUUACAAAAAAGUGAAAUAGUAUUGUUAGGGAACAUACAUUAAAAUACAUUAAAAUAUGUCUGAUGACGUAAGACAAAUUAAACAUAACUUGGCAAUCUAUUUUGUAAUCAAGAUUUUAUUACAUAAUCAACUUUGACUUGACAAAAUAAAUAUUAUAUAUUUUUGAAAUCUUUUUUUUUUUUAGAUAUCAAGAUUGACUCCUGGUCAUGAUAGCCAUUUGUCUUCCUAAAACUCUCUCUCGAUGAGUG